Messenger RNA from Ahaetulla prasina, 2100 nucleotides. RefSeq names its product cytochrome P450 2J2-like. Gene Ontology annotation, biological process: xenobiotic metabolic process; arachidonate metabolic process. Gene Ontology annotation, cellular component: cytoplasm; intracellular membrane-bounded organelle. Lineage: Eukaryota; Metazoa; Chordata; Lepidosauria; Squamata; Colubridae. The coding region runs from base 458 to 1735 and encodes 425 amino acids. Gene Ontology annotation, molecular function: heme binding; iron ion binding; oxidoreductase activity, acting on paired donors, with incorporation or reduction of molecular oxygen, reduced flavin or flavoprotein as one donor, and incorporation of one atom of oxygen. The record is from RefSeq and is a predicted model, not a curated record. The transcript is spliced from 9 exons.
UAGCUGAACCAUGUCGAAGUGAGCUGAAGUCUUAAUCUGUUUGAACUUUUUGGCAGGCAGCUGCGUUUUCCCGGCCAGGACUGAUAAGAGCCUUGUAUCCACUGGCUGAAGGCCAGCUCGUUACUCCAGAGUGAGGACGGAGACACAACAGAGGUAGAAAGCUCUAGCUCUCAUUGCCUAAAAUCUCUUCAGAGGCCUUUUAGCCGACUGGGAAAAUGUCUAUGGAGAUUCUCAGGCAUCCAGGUCAUGGUUGUCUCAAAGAUGCUUUUUCAAAAGGCAACCAGACUUUUGUUUUUUGUUUGAAGAUGUUUUGCUUCUCAUCCAAGAAGAUUCUUCAGCUCUGACUGAAUGGUAGAGGAUGGAAGGAUUUGCUGCAAGGAAUAUAAUAACUCUGUGGUCCAGAUCAUCAUUAAGAAGCUACAACUAACAUGUAAAAGAAUAUGGAAAUAUAUACUCCAUGUGGCCUGGACAUUACCUUAUAGUAGUGCUAUUUGGAUUCAAAACUGUGAAAGAAGGAAUGAUGAGCUUCCCAGAAGAAUUCUCUUAUCGACCAGAUGAUGCUUUCAUGACAGCUGUCGGGAAUAGAAGGGGAAUCAUUUUCUCCAAUGGCCACAUCUGGAAACAGCAGCGACACAUUGGCGUCACUUCUCUGCGGAAGCUGGGCCUGGGGAAGAAAAGCAUUGAGCAUCAGAUAGAAGACGUAGCUCAGACACUGGUGGAGAUGUUUAGACAAACAGAAGGGCAGCCUUUUGACCCUUCAUGUGCAGUAGCAAAUGCAGUUUCUAAUGUCAUAUGUGCUUUGAGUUUUGGACAUCAGUUUGCUCCUGAAGAUGAGAACUUCCAGAAGUUAAUUAAAGCCCUUGACGUUAUUGUGAAAUUCUCUGGUUGCUUUUUUCAUGUGAUGCUUUUUGUGUUCCCACGAUUAAUGAGCUACCUUCCCGGCCCUCACAAAGAGGCCUCUGCUUCGGUAGAAUUGAUCACUUCCUUUGCAAAGCAGGAAAUAGAGAAACACAAGGAAUCCAGAUCUCUCCAUGAGCCACAAGAUUUCAUUGAUUACUAUCUUCUACAGAUGGAGAAGAGCAGAAAAGACCCCAACUCUACCUAUAAUGAAAAGAACCUAGUUCAGUGUAUUUUUGAUUUUUUUGGUGCUGGAAUAGACACAACCUUCGGUACUCUGAUGUGGGCAUUGCUUCUCUUGACCAAUCGUCCCAACACCCAAGAGAAAAUCCAGAAGGAAAUUGAAGAUGUGUUUGGCUUCUCUGGGUUGAUUUCCUAUCAGGAUCGGAAGAAACUGCCCUACACCAAUGCUGUGAUUCAUGAAAUGCAGCGUUUAAAAAGUGUUUUGUUAGUUGGGUUUCCCAGACAAAGUACAAAGGAUGUGAAGCUGAGGGGUUACCACAUUCCUAAGGGGACCAUUAUUAUCGCAGACCUGCGCUCCGUUCUUCUUGAUCCUGAACAAUGGGAGACACCUGAAGAAUUCAACCCAAAUCACUUUUUAGAUAAGGAUGGGAAGUUCCUUGAUCGAGAAGAAUUUCUCUCGUUUGGAAUAGGUCUGCGUUCCUGUGUGGGAGAGCAGCUAGCAAGAAUUGAGAUCUUCACCUUUCUGACCAGCUUGUUGAGGGCCUUCAGCUUCCGGUUGCCUGAAGGAGUGAAAGAACUCAAUGAAGAACCUGUCGCAAAAGUGAUGAUACAUCCACACCCUUACAAACUGUGUGCUAUUCCCUUACAGUCUUAAGAUUAAGCACCCCAAAAAGCAUAACGUUAGUUACAGAGUGGCUAUUCAGUAUGAUAAAUGUUUCCUAUAUACCUAUUCAUUUAAUAUUGUAUUUUGCUUCUAUUUACUCAAUAGUGAAACUUCUUCAACCUAUUGCUGGAUUCACACAGUGGUGAAAUGUAAAUUUUUUUACUACCGGUUCUGUGGCGUGGCUUGGUAUGGGGGGUAAUGUGACUGGGUAGGCAUGGCCAACUUUUUUUUUUUACUUUUAAAAGCAUUUUUCUACAACCUCUUUGGCUGAAGAGGUUGUAAAAAAAUGCUUUUAAAAAACUCUAACGAUCCCAGCUGAGUUGCCUGAUCGGCAGAGGCUUUUGUUUUCUUUUAAA